GAGGGGCUCCCAGCUGCUGGAAUUCAGGCUGAGCUGACUGCAAUUUGGAACGCCUGGGGUUCUCCUCUUCAUAAAUAACUACUGACUCCAGAAUCCCCUGUAAACUUAUCGACUCUGUAAUUAUAAGGACAGGACAUAAAGAAGGCAGAGGAAUUUGUAAAGGAAUGCCCAGCCUUUAAAAGAGACUCCCAGUUCUAAACCAUGCCCAGCAGUAUCCCAUCCCUGUACCAGCCCCACCCACAUCCUCUGUGGAGGGCAUCUGGGGACCGGCUAGUCCUGUUUCCUCCUGUAUUGGCAUGAACGAGCCCAGCUCCAGCACUAGUCCAGUUGGCUCCCAGUGACGCAGUGUCUGUCCUCACGUGUUGUGCCGGUAGAUAGGGAGACUUGUCAAUGUUUUGGCAGUUCUUGCUUGCGAUCAUUGGAUCACAGUUCCUGCACUACAGUGCAAGUGCGCCCCAUAGUGUCAGUCCUGGGCUUAGUCAGGUAUGGGGUCCUGGGCUCCGGGCACAAGUUGUCCUUCCAACCCGUUACUUCUUCAUCCAAGCUGUGGACACACAGGGGAACAAUUAUACCAGCUCCCCGGCCAACAACCUUCAAGUUAAUAUUUUUGCCCCUGGAGAGCAAUAUACAAGAAUUGGAGUUCAAGUGCUUGACAGAAAAGAUGGAUCCUUAAUUGUGCGUUACAGAUUAUAUGCCAGCUACAAAUCCCUGCGAAUAGAGGUUCUGUUAAGUGGAAAACAUGUUGCAAAGUCUCCAUAUAAUUUGGAAGGUCCAGUUUACAGUGAAGAGUGUUAUUGUCCUCAGAAACAUCCUGAAGUGUGGUUAGAGCACAUGUCUUGUAAAGAGUCUAUUCCACAAAUUGAGCAUGACCUGAAGCGUUUUUCAUCUGUGGACCUCGAUAAAAUUGCGGUGGAAAUACCUGAAAGGUUUGGUGACCGCCAGAGUUUGUGUCAUUACACAAUUAAGGAUAAUAAGAUUUAUAUUAAAACAUAUGGCGAGCAUGUUGGAUUCAGAAUCUUCAUGGACUCUCUCCUUCUAUCUUUAACAAGUAAAGUGAAAAUUCCUGAUGUUGAGUUUUUUGUUAAUCUGGGGGAUUGGCCUUUAGAGAAAAGGAAAACAUCAGAGAUUCAUCCCAUCUUCUCCUGGUGUGGAUCAACGGACUCUAAGGACAUUGUAAUGCCAACAUAUGAUCUGACCGAUUCUGUUUUGGAAACCAUGGGACGAGUCAGUCUGGAUAUGUUGUCCGUUCAGGCAAACAGUGGGCCAGAGUGGGGAAAAAAGAACAACACUGCAUUCUGGAGAGGACGUGAUAGCUGCAAAGAGAGGCUUGAGCUGGUUAUAUUGGGCAGGAAACAUCCAGACAUGAUAGAUGCUGCGUUCACCCACUUCUUCUUUUUCAAACACAAUGAAAGUCUUUAUGGUCCCAUUAGACAGCCCAUAGCAUUUUUUGACUUCUUCAAGUACAAGUAUCAGAUUCUAAUUGAUGGUACAGUAGCUGCCUAUAGAAUGCCAUACCUCCUUGCAGGAGACAGUGUGAUUCUGAAGCAAGACUCUAUAUAUUACGAGCACUUCUACAAUGAGCUCCAGCCCUGGAAACAUUAUGUACCAUUUAAGAAGGAUCUCAGUGAUUUGCUUGAGAAAAUCCAGUGGGUCAAAGAUCACGAUGCAGAGGCCCAAAAAAUUGCCAAAGCGGGACAAGAGUAUGCAAGGAAUAAUCUCAUGGGAGAGCACGUGUUCUGCUAUUAUUUUAAACUAUUCCAAGCUUAUGCAAGAUUACAGAUUAAUGAGCCUAAAAUAAGAGAUGGUAUGGAACGUGUAGAGCUGUCACAUGAUCACCUCUUCCCGUGUCAAUGCCAGAGAAAUGAGGACAAGGAUGAACUCUGAACCUGAACCAUUUCUAUUCUGAUGCAGUGUCCAAUUCAAAGAUAUGGCUUUUUUUUUUGAAAGGCUAAUCUAUUGAAGUAAUAUAUCUAAUACAUUUUGUAAUGUUUUACAUAGCGUUUCUUAUAUCUGAGC
Messenger RNA from Pelobates fuscus (common spadefoot toad), 2016 nucleotides. RefSeq names its product protein O-glucosyltransferase 2 (gene POGLUT2). Bases 391 to 1884 code for a protein of 497 amino acids. The transcript has 10 exons. Lineage: Eukaryota; Metazoa; Chordata; Amphibia; Anura; Pelobatidae. Gene Ontology annotation, molecular function: protein binding; glucosyltransferase activity. The record is from RefSeq and is a predicted model, not a curated record. Gene Ontology annotation, cellular component: endomembrane system.